Messenger RNA from Paramecium primaurelia, 648 nucleotides. The record is from the annotation of a GenBank genome assembly. NCBI's taxonomy places the organism in Eukaryota, Ciliophora, Oligohymenophorea, Peniculida, Parameciidae.
AUGGGUAAAAAAUAUUGUAAUGAAAAUAAAUCUGAUCCAUCAACCCAGAAUAAACUGGGUUCAAACUAAUAAUCGAGGCUUAAGGUUGAAAGUGACCCAGAGAGAUAGGGUAAGCUAAUCUAACUCUCAAACAGCGUAUUGAAUUGUAACUACUUCUUUUCCUAAAUAUUAUGUCUAGUGGAUCGUAAGUUUAUCAGACUUCAAUGAUUCUAGGAACCUCCAUUAGGUCGGCUGGGGACCUAUUUUUACAUGAACUGGAUAUUUAGGUUCUUUUUUGCUGUCCUCACUUCCUACGCUAUGGAUUGGAAGCAGGGAUUAUCUGUUGGAGAACCUCAACUUUCUAACUUCUAGAAACUUAAUUUAAUAUAAUAAAAUUUAAUACUCGAUUAACUAGAGCACUAAUCAGAAGUCAGUAAAUAAAAAUAUUUUCUUUAAAGAUGUUUCCAACAAUUAUAUCAUGCAACCAAAUUUAAUCUAAUUUUUAUGGCUAUUUUUCUAUCAAUGAUAAAUAAUACCCUACUAAAUUGUAUUGAAUCAAGAAGGAAAGUAUUUUUAUAAAUAUUUAUAAUUUAGAGUGUUUUGAACAUAAGAAUCAAAUUAAAAUUUAUUGUAAAGUUAUUUAUCCGAAAACUCACAAAGCCCUUUUGA